Messenger RNA from Cylindrotheca closterium, 615 nucleotides. Lineage: Eukaryota; Bacillariophyta; Bacillariophyceae; Bacillariales; Bacillariaceae. The record is from the annotation of a GenBank genome assembly.
AUGGACGCCAAUGAUAUGGAGCAAAUAAUGACAAUCAUUGGGACGAUUGGAGGAUUCUCCAUCUCCCUUUCCCUCGUUCCACAAGUCUACCUUACCUACAAGACAAAAUGUGCUGACGAUAUUUCCUACACGUACCAGUUUAUCUACAUAUUUGGUGCUUCGUUGGUGAAUGCAUAUGCCAUUUACUUUCAGCUUUACGCCGUUUACAUUCCUUGUUUGUUGGAACUUUGUAUGAUUAUCAUUUUGACAAUCAUGAAGUUCAUGUAUCCACCCCGAAAAGAUCUGAUCGACAUGAGUCGACAUAGCAUAGCCAUAUCUCGACACAAUGUGGCUUUCGGAGCUGGUACGGAUGAGUCUAAAGCCUUGGCAGAGCUGAUUCAAGAACUUGCAGCAUUUGAUUCAGAGCUCGGGGAUAACAAGGACGGAAUCCAUACACAAAUAAGCAGUCUUAUGCUACAGAAGUCGAUAUCGAUGAUGAAGCAACACGCGGUCCACGAACAUCUCGAAAUGGUCAACUCUGACCACGAUCAGGACAAACUGGGCAAAGAUAGCACCAUCGACCUCACUGAAAAGAUGGGAAGCGAAGAUCUGGAUGGAGACUUAUACGAUGCUUAA